AUGACUUUGAGUGAAUCAUUAUUUCAAUUAAUUAGUCAAUUUAUAGAGUUAUUAAAUGAUUUAGAUCUGGAAACUUUGAAUGUUGAGCAGAUCUUGAAUUUUAAUAUUAUGAUUAUUAUUUUUAUAUCGUUUUUUGUGGCUAUAGCAGAGCAAACUACAUUUUAUGGUACUACGUUAAAUAUUUUCAAAAACUAUAUCAAUGUUUAACAAACAGCAACAUCAUUUUUGAAUAAAGUUCAUGAGCGUACAGAAUAACACGAAGAAAUAUUCAAGAAAUUUUUAUCCAUAUUAGAACGAGUAUUAUAUAUAUUAAUAAUUAGAUAGAUGAUUUAUAUGAUCAAUAAGAAAAACUAUUAAUAUUUAAUGAUGCUAAUAUUGAAUAUGUUUUAAAAAAAACAAGAAAAAAUUAUAAUGACAAAAUUAAUCAAAUAUCUGCAAAUAUUGAUAAGAACUCAGAAUAAUUAGAAAAAUUAGAAUAGAAUCUCUAAAAGAAUAAUACUGCUUCAUUAAAGAUAAUAGAAGAACUAAAAAAUCUUUCAUCCUUAAUUUAAGAAGUAUUAAAAGAUAAUUUCAGCAUUAAUUAUCAAAAAGUCAUACCUUUUCUAAAUGAAAAAAUUUAAUCAUAAUAUUUUAGUCAAUUACAAAAAUUAAAAACAUUAGACUAUUAACUAUUAGUUAAGGAAUUAGAAAAAUAUUCUUCUUUUAUUUAAUAGCAAACUAUAAAAGAAAGUAAAAAAAGAGAUUUAGCUAAUUGUUAUUCAUUAAUUAAUAGUGUGCUUAAAUAAGCUUUAAUUUUAUUACUAUCUGAAAAAUAAUAAUAAUAAUAUGAAGUUUCAAUUAAAGCAUUAAUAAUUAGAGAAGAUAAUAAAUAGUUAACUCAACAAUUAUAAUAAAUAAAAAGAUUAAAACGCUUAUUUGAAGAUAGUUAAGAAUUCAAAAUAACUUUAAUGAAAUAAUAUAGAGAAAACAUUAAAUUUGUUUAGUUUAAGAAAAAAUAAUUUAGAGAAUAAGCUAGAAAAAUAAUUGAAGUAAAUGAAGAGAAAACUAAAAUGUUUAUUAAUGAAGAAAAUAUAUUAAAUUAAUAUAUCUAAUGA
Paramecium primaurelia is the source of this 1094-nucleotide messenger RNA. The record is from the annotation of a GenBank genome assembly. Lineage: Eukaryota; Ciliophora; Oligohymenophorea; Peniculida; Parameciidae.